CUCAUGAAUAUUGAGCGGCCCCUGUUGUAUUUCCCGAGCUCCAUUGCGGAAGCCGAGGCUCGCCAUAUUGUGCGGCGGCGGCGGCGGCGGCGGCGGCGGCGGCGGCGGUUGAUCCUCGAGUCUCGCUCCGGCCGCGGCCAGCGGAGCCCCGGGCUGGGGCAGGAGCCGCAAUGUCUCAAGCUGUGCAGACAAAUGGAACUCAACCAUUAAGCAAAACAUGGGAACUCAGUUUGUACGAGUUACAACGAACACCUCAGGAGGCAAUAACAGAUGGCUUGGAAAUUGUGGUUUCACCCAGAAGUCUACACAGUGAAUUAAUGUGCCCAAUUUGUUUGGAUAUGUUGAAGAACACCAUGACUACAAAGGAGUGUUUACAUCGGUUCUGUGCAGAUUGCAUUAUCACAGCCCUUAGAAGUGGCAACAAAGAAUGCCCUACCUGUAGGAAAAAAUUAGUUUCUAAAAGAUCACUGAGGCCAGACCCAAACUUUGAUGCACUCAUCAGCAAAAUUUACCCAAGUCGUGAUGAGUACGAAGCCCAUCAAGAGAGAGUGUUAGCCAGGAUCAACAAGCACAACAACCAGCAGGCGCUCAGCCACAGCAUUGAGGAAGGCCUGAAGAUACAGGCUAUGAACAGGUUACAGCGAGGCAAGAAGCAGCAGAUUGAAAAUGGCAGUGGAGCGGAGGACAAUGGGGACAGUUCCCACUGUAGUAACGCAUCCACACACAGCAACCAGGAAGCGGGGCCUAGUAACAAACGGACCAAAACCUCUGACGACUCUGGCCUUGAACUUGAUAAUAACAAUGCAACAGUGGCAAUUGAUCCAGUGAUGGAUGGUGCUAGUGAAAUUGAAUUAGUGUUCAGGCCCCAUCCAACACUUAUGGAAAAGGAUGACAGUGCACAGACAAGAUACAUAAAAACUUCAGGUAAUGCUACUGUUGAUCACUUAUCCAAGUAUCUGGCUGUGAGGUUAGCUUUAGAAGAACUUCGAAGCAAAGGAGAAUCCAACCAGAUGAACCUCGAUACAGCCAGUGAGAAGCAAUACACCAUUUACAUAGCGACAGCCAGUGGCCAGUUCACUGUAUUAAAUGGCUCUUUUUCUUUGGAAUUGGUCAGUGAGAAAUACUGGAAAGUGAACAAGCCCAUGGAACUUUAUUACGCACCCACCAAGGAGCACAAAUGAGCUUUGAAAAAUCAUUUCUGAGACUGAACUUUUUAUAGCCUAUUAUUUCUUUAAUGCUAAAGAUGCAUCAUCAUUACUUUCACGGACAGAUCUGGGAGAUGUUCAUUUUUCUUUCUGAGCCAGACUUGUUUACACUAUGAGGUUCAUUUUCCCUUAUUUAAGACUCUAGUAAUUCAGUACUCCCCUGCCCCUUAAUAGUAUAAAUAAGUUAUAUGCCACAGAAAGGGUAGUUCCUUUGGGGAGGACACUUGGACCUAGGAGGUUUUUGUGGUUUUGUGUUUUUUUUCCCCUUUUUUUUUUCCCUUCCAGUU
Onychomys torridus (southern grasshopper mouse) is the source of this 1492-nucleotide messenger RNA. It is a transcript of the gene Rnf2, whose product is annotated as ring finger protein 2. Gene Ontology annotation, cellular component: ubiquitin ligase complex; PcG protein complex. The coding region runs from base 171 to 1181 and encodes 336 amino acids. Gene Ontology annotation, molecular function: chromatin binding; ubiquitin protein ligase activity. The record is from RefSeq and is a predicted model, not a curated record. The transcript has 7 exons. NCBI's taxonomy places the organism in Eukaryota, Metazoa, Chordata, Mammalia, Rodentia, Cricetidae.